AUGACUCCAGCACUUCCAACAAAUCCCACAGCUCAACAAACAAUCGAGCCGGACGAUUUCUCGCUUCCGGUUGAGGCACUCUCACGCCUUUUCUGUAGCAACGCGAUACACUAUUCGUAUUCCUUCAAUCCUCGCCUCACAGAAGACGUGACACAUGCUGCUUGGAAUGUCGUCGUCAAUCUCUGGCGUAACAAUCGGCCCCUCCUAUUCCCCACACCUCAGUUAUACAUCUACAAGACCAAACAGCAACAGUUAGAGGAGGACGAUCCAAAUGCCUCAUUGGAUACAGUCGCAGACAGCACAAGUCAAGGUGUCGUAGUGGACUACUGUAUUCUUAUGCCGGCUAUCACGUGGUACCAGGGCCAAGCGCCGACUGACGAAGAACUAAAGGCCAUUAAUCUUGAUUUCCUUUCCCUGGGAUACGUCUCAAGCCUCUGCGCCCCGCUUCUUGUCGAACUCAAGAGACCGGUUACCCGAAGUGCCGACAAUAUUUUGGAGUACAUCGCCGACCUCGGAUGCAAGAUUGGCAGCGCCGGACAACAGGUUCUCCUACAAAGCCAGUGUCUUUUCUCAUCUGCAAAAUAUGCGGACCAGCAAUGGGCAAUCCUGGUAGCAGGAGCUGGGGGUUGGUGGAUGUGUAAGAUUGUUACCCAACAGGAUAUCGAACACAUGUUUGACAUCAGCGAAUACGGGGAUCUCCUGAAGCAACUCAAGAGAGAAGACAUAAUUUCACGUGAAACAGAGGAAAGAAAGGACAAGAAGAGGAAGGGUACAGCUAAAGUGGCAGACCCGGACGAGCUCUUCACACCGGCGGAAGUUCUUUCGAUGAAGAGCGCGAUGAAAUCAUGCACAGACUAUUUCACAAACGAAGCCACGCUAGAAAAGGACAAAGUGCACCCAGGUUAUUUCACACAACAGGCCAGGGAAGCACAGGCUAAAAAGCGUGCGCAGAGCGACAAGGCACGGGAUAUACGAUGUGCGAGCCGGGCCGAUAGAAAACAAGAUAGACUUGCAGCAUGUGUCGCAUUGGAGACCUAUAUGCAAGACCUGGGGUCGAAGAGGUUUUAUUCGGAGGAAGAAGUAAAAUGGGCUCUGAAACUCCGGAAUGGCUGCCAUAACCAUAAGCCCUCAGCACUUGGAAAGAAAGUCUGGGCAGACGCCCAGAGCGUCAAGAUUCCCGUUGACGACCCUACCGAGUUUCCUUGGGACCAGGUACGCAACAGGCUCAGGAGUGAUUGGACUCCCCCCAUGCGAAUUGCAAGUCCUGUCUCGAAUCGAUAUUUCGCCGUCAUCCGAAAGCUUUUGACGGAAGAUCCCACCGCCCCAUUGAACUUGACCGUGACGUAG
Messenger RNA from Coprinopsis cinerea okayama7#130, 1347 nucleotides. RefSeq lists its product as hypothetical. Bases 1 to 1347 code for a protein of 448 amino acids. NCBI's taxonomy places the organism in Eukaryota, Fungi, Basidiomycota, Agaricomycetes, Agaricales, Psathyrellaceae. The record is from RefSeq and is a predicted model, not a curated record. The transcript has a single exon.